UGACAUUUAAAAACACAGGAGCUUUGACCCACAGCAGCAGUAACAGCAGUCAUUAUGGGGAAGAUCAUCUUCUAUGAGGAGAGGAACUUCAGAGGCCGUUAUUAUGAGUGCAUGAGCGAUUGCGCCGACCUGCACUCCAUGUUCGACCGCUGCCGCUCCAUCCGGGUGGAGAGUGGCAUGUUCAUGAUCUAUGACCGACCGGGCUACAUGGGGAACCAGUUCUUCAUGAGGAGGGGAGAAUAUGCCGACUACAUGAGCAUGACCAGCAUGAAUGACUGUGUCAGAUCCUGCCGCAUGAUCCCCACGCAUGACAGCAGAUUCAGGAUGAGGCUGUAUGAGCAUUUUGACAUGGGAGGUGAGAUGAUGGAGCUGACAGACGACUGCCCCAACCUUAUGGAUCGUUUCCGCAUCUCCCACUUCAACUCCUGCAAUGUAAUGGACGGCCACUGGCUGCUGUAUGAGCAUCCCAACUACAGAGGGCACCACUACUACCUAAGGCCCGGUCGGUACAGGACCUUCAGCGAAUGGAGUGGCAGUAGCUCCAGGAUUGGCUCCCUCCGACGCCUCAUGGACCUCUAAUGACAGAAGCACGGUUCUAGUGAAAUGUCUUCUCUUUGCCUUGUUCUACAUGCUGAAUAAAAUGGCAUCAGUGCUCAA
Mugil cephalus (flathead mullet) is the source of this 657-nucleotide messenger RNA. Its product is annotated as gamma-crystallin S-1-like. The record is from RefSeq and is a predicted model, not a curated record. Gene Ontology annotation, biological process: visual perception; lens development in camera-type eye. The transcript has 3 exons. The coding region runs from base 55 to 579 and encodes 174 amino acids. Gene Ontology annotation, molecular function: structural constituent of eye lens. NCBI's taxonomy places the organism in Eukaryota, Metazoa, Chordata, Actinopteri, Mugiliformes, Mugilidae.